AUGACAAACUCAGUAGAUACAGAGCCAAAGGGCCCUCCUCAUCCUCAUCCAUACGAUGACCCUCCUCUCUCCUGGUGGGAAAUCUUCAGAUGCUCUUUCCCUGCCUCGGGAGGUUUUCUCUUCGGUUAUGAUGCUGGGUAUAUUAACGGAUGUCUUGGAAUGGAUUAUUUCAAAUUGGCUUAUGGCGAACCCUCAACUGACCCUCUGGGUUUCCAGGGUUACAUGUAUCCCACCUGGGCCAAAUCUGUUAUAACUUCCCUACUUUCCGUCGGUACAUUCCUCGGUGCCCUAGUCUCCGGCUACUCCUCCGAUAGAUUCGGUCGUCGUAACACUAUUCUCAUCGGCUGCGUUAUCUACUGUGUCGGUGUCGUUCUCCAAGUCGCUCAUCCAUCUAUUGCUCUACUAUCCGCUGGUCGUACCAUCGCCGGUUUUGGCAUCGGUUUCGUAUCCGCCAAUAUCGUUGCUUUCCAAACUGAGAUCUGCUCUAAGAAGAUUCGAGGUCCCUGUAUUAGCGUGUAUCAAUUUGGUAUUACGAUAGGGUUACUCAUUGCCUCGGGAGUUAAUCAGGCUACCAAGCGAAUUCAAAGUAAUGCCUCCUUCCAGAUCCCUAUUGGUUUGCAAUUUGUCUUUGCGGCAGUCCUGUUUCUAGGUUUGUGGUUGAUGCUUCCUGAAUCCCCCAGAUGGUUUAUCUCCAAGGGGAGACAAGAGGAGGCUAAGCAUGCUUUGAGAAUCAUGCGUGGUCGUCACGAUUAUGAUCCGUAUUUGGAAAGAGAGUUUGAUGUUAUGGUAGAAAAGACGAGGGAAGAGAUGAAAAAUGCAAAGGGUGGAUGGAGAGAUCUUUUCACCGGAGGUUUUACUUGUGGAAGUAAUCUUUACAGAACUUUUAUCGGUACUAGCGUGCAAAUGAUGCAACAAUUAACCGGUGUUAAUUUCAUCUUCUACUAUGGUACUACAUAUUUCGCACAAGUCGGAUUAACGGGUGCUUUCCUCCUGUCUACUAUUACAAACGUCGUCAAUGUUCUCUCAACCCCAGUUUCCUUCUGGAGUAUCGAGCGAUUUGGUAGACGUCCACUCCUUAUCUACGGCGCCAUCUGCAUGGCAGUAAGUGAAUUCAUCAUCGCCAUCGUCGGCAGCGUCCUCUCGGAAAACAAAACCGCCCAAUGGGUUCUCUUCACCUUCGUCUGCGUGCACAUUUUCUUCUUCGCAAGUACCUGGGGUCCCACCGGCUGGGCCGUAUCAGGUGAAAUGUUCCCGCUCGCUCUCCGCGGUCGCGGAAUCGCUCUCAGCACCGCCUCAAACUGGCUUUGGAAUUUCGUAAUCGCAUUCGUAACGCCUUAUUUAGUGGGUGAAGAAAAUGCCAAUUUGGAAGCUAAGGUUUUCUAUAUCUUUGGAGGUACUUGUGCUAUUUCCGCCGUGUUUGCUUAUUUCUUUAUCUAUGAAACUAAGGGUCAGUCGUUGGAAUCGAUUGAUCGCAUGUGUGCGGAUCCGGUAGGCAAGGUUCCUAGAAAGAGUGCGGCGUGGGCGAAGAAGAGAAAGGAAGCGGGUUUGGAUGCGUCGGUUUCGAAUAAUGCGUGGUAUGAGCCUAGAGAAGAUUUGGAGGCUUUUAUGGAGAGGGAACAUGGAGCUGAGCAGGCUGCUGCUGGAGCUGAAACUGGAACUGGAGCUGGAGCGGAUGUUAAUGUUGAGGCUGCACCUCCACAGGUGAGGAAGAGAUUGGGUGAUUCGGAUGUUGGGAGUCCUGCUCCUUCGAAUCGUUCCAAAUAA
This is a messenger RNA of Sclerotinia sclerotiorum 1980 UF-70, 1764 nucleotides long. RefSeq lists its product as hypothetical. Gene Ontology annotation, cellular component: membrane. The transcript has 5 exons. The coding region runs from base 1 to 1764 and encodes 587 amino acids. Gene Ontology annotation, molecular function: carbohydrate:proton symporter activity. Gene Ontology annotation, biological process: carbohydrate transport; transmembrane transport. The record is from RefSeq and is a predicted model, not a curated record. NCBI's taxonomy places the organism in Eukaryota, Fungi, Ascomycota, Leotiomycetes, Helotiales, Sclerotiniaceae.